Solanum dulcamara is the source of this 2686-nucleotide messenger RNA. RefSeq lists its product as uncharacterized. The coding region runs from base 33 to 2594 and encodes 853 amino acids. The record is from RefSeq and is a predicted model, not a curated record. Gene Ontology annotation, biological process: carbohydrate metabolic process. The transcript is spliced from 8 exons. Gene Ontology annotation, molecular function: carbohydrate binding; hydrolase activity, hydrolyzing O-glycosyl compounds. NCBI's taxonomy places the organism in Eukaryota, Viridiplantae, Streptophyta, Magnoliopsida, Solanales, Solanaceae.
UGCAUUUAGAAUAGCACUUUAUACUUUCUAACAUGACAAGUUUAAAAAUCACCAAAAAGCAUCACAAACAUUUCAAUAAUCCUUUCCCUUCCACCCCAAAGUCACUCCCAUUGAUAUAUGGAACUUUAUUCUUAAAUUCUCAUGCACUCCCUUCCCAUCGGAUCUACCCCAUUGGUAAAGAUUUCCAGUUGAAUUGGUUAUCAAAAAAUGGAGGAUUUCUUUCAAUCUCUCACAAAUCUGAGCUUACAAGGCCCUUGUGGUCCACUCUUCCUGGUGAACCUUUCAUUUCUGCAGCAAUUGCUGAAACUGAAGUGGAAGAAAGCAGAGGUUCUUUCGUCGUCAAAGAUAAAUAUGUUCAUUCCCUUUCAAAUAAUCAAACCAUUGACGACAUAAAGAUCAUAAACGAAUCUGAUAAAGAUCACAUUUUCCCGUCAUUUUUCAAAUCAAAGAAUCCCCUGUUUCCUGUUGUAAUGAUCACGGGGAAAGUUUUCGGUGUCAAUAAACGAAAGAAAAAGGUUAGAUUUUCACGAAGAAAAGAUUCGGACAAAGAAAAUUCAACUUGUGCAAGAUAUUGGAUUCUGUUUGAUCAGAAAGAAUGUCAUCAAGUUGGUUUCCAAGUGAGAAUUGGGAAAACAGAUCUAGAACUUCCAAAAAGAGUUUCUCCAAGAAGUUAUAGGAACUUUUCUCUAAAAUUUGGUCGAAUUCGGAGACGUAGAGAUGGGUGGUUUGGAGGAUUAAAAAAGUCUAUCACUGUUUCAUCAUCAAGUGAGGAGAAUGUGGUGAUGAAAAGUAGUGGAGGACUUACUAAUAAUAGGAUUUGUGUAACAUAUUCAAGUGAAAGAAAUGAGAAAAUAUUUGGUUUUGGAGAGCAAUUUUCUCAUAUGAACUUUAAAGGAAAGAGGGUCCCUAUUUUUGUUCAAGAACAAGGGAUUGGACGAGGCGAUCAACCUAUUACCUUUGCAGCCAAUUUAGUUAGCUACAGGGCAGGGGGUGAUUGGAGCACAACUUAUGCGCCUUCGCCAUUCUACAUGACAUCAAAGAUGAGGUCAAUGUACUUGGAGGGUUAUGACUAUUCAGUGUUUGAUCUAACAAAAGAUGAUAGAAUUCAGAUACAGUUACAUGGGGACUCAUUUGAAGGUCGGAUACUGCACGGGAACUCACCUUCUGAGCUCAUUGAAUGUUUCACAGGAAGUACUGGUAGGCCUCCACUUCUUACAGAAUGGAUUAUUUCUGGUGCAGUGGUGGGAAUGCAAGGUGGCACGGACACUGUCCGGAGUAUUUGGGAUGAAUUGCAAAGAUAUGACGUCCCAGUAUCAGCAUUCUGGCUGCAGGAUUGGGUAGGGCAGAGAGAAACAGUCAUUGGAUCACAACUUUGGUGGAAUUGGGAAGCAGAUGAAAUGAGAUACUCGGGAUGGAAACAACUAAUUCGAGACCUUAAUAUGCAACAUAUCAAAGUGAUGACAUAUUGCAAUCCUUGUCUGGCUCCGAUGGAUAAAAAGCCAAACUUAAGAAGACACCAUUUUGAGGAGGCAAAGAAGUUGGAUAUCUUAGUAAAAGACAAGAAUGGGGAGCUGUAUAUGGUUCCCAAUACAGCAUUUGAUGUAGGGAUGCUGGAUUUGACACAUCCACGUACCGCAAAUUGGUUCAAGCAGAUUCUGCAAGAAAUGGUAGAUGAUGGAGUAAGAGGAUGGAUGGCAGAUUUUGGCGAAGGCCUUCCUGUGGAUGCCUUCUUGUAUUCAGGUGAAGAUCCAAUUGCAGCACAUAAUAGAUAUCCUGAAUUAUGGGCAAAAAUCAACAGGGAAUUCGUGGACGAAUGGAAAAACACACAUGUAGGUAAAGAGGGAGAAGAUCCAGAGGAUGGUUUGGUUUUCUUCAUGAGGGCUGGUUACAGGGAUACUCCGAAAUGGGCAAUGCUAUUUUGGGAGGGAGACCAAAUGGUGAGUUGGCAAAAAAAUGAUGGCAUCAAGAGUGCAGUCGUUGGCUUGCUUAGCGGAGGACUUUCAGGAUAUGCUCUUAAUCACAGUGACAUUGGAGGUUACUGUGCAGUAAACUUACCAUUUUUUAAGUAUCGAAGAAGUGAAGAGCUUCUCUUGAGAUGGAUGGAAUUGGCUGCCUUCACCACCGUGUUCCGGACACAUGAAGGUAACAAACCAUCUUGCAACAGCCAGUUCUACUCUAACAAUAGAACUCUGUCACAUUUCGCACGUCUUGCCAAGGUCUAUAAAGCAUGGAAGUUUUACAGGAUUCAACUAGUUAAGGAAGCCUCUCAGAAAGGGCUACCAAUUUGUCGACAUCUCUUCCUUCACUAUCCAGAAGAUGAACAUGUACAUACCUUAACAUAUGAGCAAUUUCUAGUUGGCACAGAGAUACUUGUGGUACCUGUGCUCGACAAAGGCAAGGAAACUGUUAAGGCCUAUUUCCCGAUAGGAGAAAACUCAUCAUGGAAGCAUAUUUGGACUGGAAAAUUGUAUUCAACACAAGGUUCUGAAGCUUGGGUGGAAGCACCAAUUGGAUAUCCUGCCAUUUUUGUUAAAGAAGGAUCUCUUGUUGGAGAAAACUUUUUGGAAAAACUCGGCGAAUACAAUGUCUUAUAAUGAAAGUGAUGUAAAUUGUUUUUAGGAAUUAUAACCAUGGAAGUAGCAUUUAGCAUUCUUUCUAUUCUACAGUUACAUAGAUGUGGUGAUAA